Messenger RNA from Drosophila sulfurigaster albostrigata, 1981 nucleotides. RefSeq names its product metallophosphoesterase 1 (gene Mppe). Gene Ontology annotation, molecular function: hydrolase activity. The record is from RefSeq and is a predicted model, not a curated record. Bases 183 to 1277 code for a protein of 364 amino acids. The transcript has 5 exons. Gene Ontology annotation, biological process: GPI anchor biosynthetic process. Gene Ontology annotation, cellular component: endoplasmic reticulum. Lineage: Eukaryota; Metazoa; Arthropoda; Insecta; Diptera; Drosophilidae.
AUUCAUAGCAUAACUUACGUAAACAUCGCAUAUUUGCAGUUAUAAAUAUAAACACACAUACAUAUUUAUGUUGGAAUGAUACAUGGCGAGAAUCUGCACAGUUUGUUGUGGAACGCAUACGUAAAGUUAACAUAAUCAAGCAAUGUAAAUAAGGUCGACGCUCAACUACGACCAGCACUAUUAUGGCUUCAUUGCGUGUAGUUAAUAGAUUAGUCUGUCGUGGAUUUAUUGUGCUCACUUUGCUGCUCAUGUUCUUCAACGAAGUACUUAUCUAUUAUAUAGCACAAUCCAGAUGGCAUUCAAUCGAUUGCCAACAUGAGAACUGCACUCGUUUGCUGCUCAUUGCGGAUCCACAAAUUCUAGGCAACUCUUAUGAUCGCUCAUCGCAUAGUCCUUUGGCUCGAUACGAUUCGGACAGAUAUUUGCAAAAGUCCUUUGAGCGUGCCAUCUCGUUCACGCAGCCACACAUCAUAGUUUUCUUGGGAGAUUUACUGGAUGAGGGUAACAUAGCUACCGCUCAGGAGUACAAGCAAUAUGUGAAGCGUUUUAAGCGCAUUUUUCAAAACAAAAAAUUUACAAAAUUUCGUAUGAUCUCCGCCUACUUUCAGCGCGUUCAUGUGCCAGGUGAUAACGAUAUAGGCGGCGACAAUGGAGAUUAUAUUUCCAACUCGAAUCAGCGACGUUUCGAAAACGAAUUUAUGAGCGAAGAUCUGUUUGACUAUGACAAUCAUUUGCGUUUCUUCAAGAUCAAUCGCAUGCUACUAGAUUUCACGAACCCCGACAAAGAUAACAAUGCUGAUCGUCUGCGCAUCGGAGUCUCGCAUGCUCCACUUCUCAUUGGCGGCGGACCUUUGUUGCGAGCUAUUAUCAGCGAUUUGGAUCCGCAUAUUAUAUUUUCGGGACAUUGGCACGAAUCGCGUAUAUUUAUAUACCCCUCGACGAAGGUCAUCAAUUUCUAUGAGAAUGCCGUGCGACAUUUUGAUCUGAAAGCACUAAAAGAGCAGGAUCACAGUUAUCUAGAGAUUAUGGUGCCCACAUGCUCGUAUCGCAUGGGUAAAUCAAAGAUUGGCAUGGGCUACGCAGUGCUAGAGGACUAUAAUCUGAGCUACACGGUGCUGUGGCAGCCGAAUCGCUUUAUACUGCUCUUCACAUAUGUCUUCUGGGGCCUGUUUGUGCUGUGCGGCGGCAUUGUCUAUAAAAUGAUGACACGAUGUCCCUUCCGAGUGGUUAAGCGGCAUACUCAAUACAGUCGCGUAUCAAAUGUACCUCAAUUUUAGACUGCAUAAUCCUAUCAUUAAGAAUGAGAUUCCUUUUAAACAGUAAUUAACCAAGCAUUUUAUAGCAGCCAAACCUAGUAUUUAUAAUUACUCAAAUGUAUUGUAGUUAAUUUCUAAAUAAUUCUAGCGCCAUAUCACAAAACAUUGGUUGUACUUUUUCCCUGUGUGAAAUAUAUAUCAAUACAAUACUACAAUGUAAGAAAAAAAAGGAGUAGCUCUCAGAGUUGCAUUUACUGGCGUAGUUUUGUGCAUAAUCGAAAUACUGGUAAAAUAGUGGGAACAGCGCAGGACGCGUGCGCCGACCGGCUGAACGGAGUCAGCUCAGCAGCCUGCCAGUCUUAAAUUAGCUCUUUGCGGCGUCAGUUCAAUUUCGAAUGCGAACGCGCGAGGUUGUCUCUUGUGGUAAACGCUCCUUGCUCUGCGCCCUUAUACGGUUACGGGCUGUGCAGAAGGAUAAUUAAGCGUGACGCGUGUGCGUAACAUAAAAAUAAACAUUAAGCGGCAGAUGCCCAACAGUCGUCGUCGUCGUCGUUGUCGACAGCGCUGUGUGAAGUGAAAUGAACUGAGGCUGCGUUGCGGAAAAUUAAAUGAAAUGAAAUAAAAAGCCAAAGAAACCAAACGCAACGAGGAAACAAAAUUCCUGCCAUACUCAAAAAUAAAAAAAAAAGUAAAAAUAAAAAAAAAAUAAAGAGCAGACCCUCACA